CAGGAGAAGAGUGGAAUUGUUUAGGGCAUAUGGACUUAACGUCUCCGUUUAAAUGUAAUACAUAUAAAUCGAAACGAAGUAUUUGAAGACUUGUUGGUUGAUACACUUUAAUGAUGACAUAUCAGGCACGUCAACUCAGUUUGCACAUGGCAUUGGACAGUAAUGAAGUUGCUGAAUAGCGACGCACUUGCAUUGUUUGAGAAAUUUCUGAAGAACGUCAGUAGUAGCCUAUAGUGGAGAAGCAGAAAGGUUUUUUUUUUUACAUUUUAGACGACUACAUUUCUCUCGCCUGCUGACGGAUGCGUGCGUAGGCCUACAAAAAUAUUUAUGGAAUUGAACAGAGAACAUUCGAAUUUCGGAGGAUUACCUUGAUAGACAACCUUCAUCAUGAUGAAUCGGGCUUUCUGGGAUGCGAUAUUUCUCAUUACUGGUUCCCUCUUUACAUAUGGAACAGGCCAGGAUAAUUCCACUAUUGCUACUAAUUCUACAAUGACCACCACACCUCCCGUAACUACCACCACUACCACUGUAAAUGUUACUACCUCUUCUACUACCACCACCAGUAUCACCACUACAACCACCAUUCCAGUGAAAAAGUUUGUUGCAGCAGCUGUUCGAUCCCACUUCGAUGACUGUCCUGACUCCCACAGCCACUUCUGUUUCCAUGGCACCUGUCGUUUCUUGAUUCUGGAGGAGACACCCGCAUGUGUGUGUCACCAAGGCUUCGUAGGGAUGCGAUGUGAGCACGCUGACCUGCUAGCUGUGGUGGCCACCAAUCACAGGCAACAGACAGUUGCCACGGUGCUAGUUCUGUGUGUGAUUGGUUGCGUCUUGACGAUGCUGCUCUGCACCCUUUUACAUUGCUGGUGGAGGCGGGACGGUUUGGGGCGGAGGCACAGACUCCACUGUGCCCCAGAGAAACAAGGCAGUAUGCUGAAGGGCCGAGGGUCCUGCUGUCACUCUGAAAGUGUGGUGUAAGAGAAGAACUCCUGCUUGGAACGCCAGGGAUUUUCAUGAUGGGCUGCCUGCUCUCUUCCUCUGUCUAUUCAAUCCUAAAGACUGCUGGGACAUAUGGAUCAUACCUAAGAUGGGCAUCAGACACCUGGCUAAUAACAUCCUCAUAAGACUGAGAGGGAGUAGAGACCCCCUCUAUCUCUAUUACCAGACCAAGGGAGGCCCAUUUGAUGUGGGUUUCAUGUCGUUUCAGAACCUCCGCACACUUGGAAUACUGUGAUCUCACUACUGUUUUAAUGCAUGGAGGAGAAGGGAUGGGAACUGACCGGUCAGAAAUACCAAAUUCUCCGGGAACAGCUCUCUGGAACUGGACUCCUGAACAGAUACCCUCUAAAGUGUGAGCGCUUAGUGUGACAUCAUCACUGUAAAGAUGAUGAAGUCAAGGACAUGACCAGGAACAUGCUGGACAUAAGAGAAGUACUUUUGACAACUUGGUGUCCUGUGGGGUUUUUGGCACAUGAAAGCAACUAUUUCAGAUCUUCAAUUUUUGAGAAGCUAAACACAAGCUAAAAACACAAUGAACAAUUGUUUCAUCAAAACUUAAAGCGCACAGAGAUUUAGGUGGGGCAAGAACAUUUUAGUUUCUGUUUUAAGCAAGGGAUAUUGACAUACCUCACCUGACAAAAAUGGGAGAUUGCUACUGGGACUCUUUAACCCCACUGUGGAUUAAGGACCAAUGGUGGGACUUGGACAUAGAUAUGGGAGAAAUUAAAUGCAUGCAAAAAAGUAGAUAUAAGAGGACUGUAUAAUCUCCAAAAACAUUGCCAACCUAUAGUCCCUUAGUAACUUAUCUCAUUAUUAUCAUAGUAUCAUUAUUCCUGAUAUGCCUGGAUUUCUAUGAGUGUGCACAUUGCAUUGUACCUCAGAUAUUGUAGUGUUGGUGGUUUCUUUCCAUUCCUGCACAAAACCUGCAUUACAUUUUCCUCUGCCUCAGAGGUUUGAGUGAGUGAUGCACAUACAAACAGACAUUGUGUUCCAGCACUUGUUUUAUGCACAUAUGUUACUGGGAACAUUGUAUGCAUGAGAUUCUUAUUAUGACCUUUUCUAGAUGUACACUUCAUUGUAUAGUAAUGUUUUCUUGUGGUACACGUCAUACCAAGCUUGCGCACGAUUGCAUAGCACACUUCUGCACUUAGGUUUCUGUUACUUCACAUGUGAGAGAUGCCAAAUGCACCUGAAGAUCUUACAUGUCUGAUAGAGCACAGAAAGACUCAGUUCUGGGUAAUAACACUGUAACCGAAUGAUUGAGACUCAGAUAUUUCACGUUAAAAUAUAUGUAAAGGAAAAAACAAUAAUUGCAAAGUUAAACAAACCAUACAGUUAUGCACAGAUCUACUUUGAACAACUUCCACAGAAAAUGUUACAAAAACAUAUUUAAUUGAUGGACAGUGCAGAUGCAAAGUUUGGUAACAGAAGGAUAGUUUGUGCUGUUUGUGCCAUCAUUCUUUUACCAAACGUUGUAUAUGCACUGUUCUUCAAUGUAUUUAUUUGUAUGUCAAAGUAGUCCUUGUGCAUAGCUGUAUGGUUUAACUUUGCAAACAGUUUUUUGUUUGACAUACAUUUAAAGUGAAACCUCUGUCCCAGCAUCACUGUUACCUUGGAAUUGCCCUUCUAUAGGGUGCAUCCAGCCAUGCAUACACAGGACCCUGUUUCUAUUUAUGAAACAUAUUACACAGCACAGUGUUUUGUAUUUAUUGCACACCACAAAUAUGCACAAAACACAGCUUUUAGCUGGAAUGACUUGUUUAUUAACUGGAAAUUGUGCAACACUUUUUAUAGAGCAUCAUUUUUAGAAAGUGUUAAAACCACACUUUACAGAUAUGGUACAAUAGAUGUCUGAAUAAGAAAACAUGGUGGAAGUAGAGUGCUGAAGCAUAUGAAUGGCAAUUAUUGUACAGUUUUGGACAAAAAUGAAUUGCUGAAAAACAAAUACUUGGGGAAAAGAAAGUUGGAUGGAGACCUGCUUUAUAUUUAUUUAUAAAUGUAUAUAUUUAAUUCAGACAUUUUGUCUAUGAUUAUUAUACCAGAAGCCUACCAUUUGGUGGAAAUGGAAAGCAGCCUAAAACCACAUUUUGAAGUAAAUAAUUGUUUGGAGCUUUCAAGUGUAUUAAAAAUGUGCAAGAGAUGGUGAAAGAGAAUUGAAGUAGGAGGGGUAAGCAUGGAAAACACACCUAUGGAACAAUGUCAAGUUGUAAACUUUACAAAUGAAAUAUAAUCCGUGCACUCAUGUUUUAAUUUGAAGAGAAUAAGGAUCAUGGACUACAGUAUUAACUUCAGACUUGACCUUGUCAAUGAUUAACCUCUUGGAUAUUCAUCAACAGUACAACUGUACUGGAUAUUUUUGUUGGAACUAACCAGUUGUAUGAUGAUGUAAUGUCCUUGACUUAUGUUUUUUUUCUUUUUCAAUGAAGACUGAAAUCUGUAAAGGUGGCUGUCUCCCUGCUGUUUUCUGUUGCACAGUAACAUAGCAAGACGUCUACUCGCUAACAGAGGAGAAAGGGUCAAUAAUGAGAAGCUAGUGGAUUGUUGGAACACAGUGUGGACUUACACCCAUCUAUAUGACCCACUUUUUGAUCCUCACUUGACUUUCUCUCUUCCUCCAUACUCUAUCCAUUGCGUGCCGCUACUUUCACCUCUCCUCUUACGGCAGUUGCCUUCUUUAUUCAGAGCUCUGUCCACCCCCCUUCUACUGAAUAUUUUAAAAGGCAGAAUAAAUGAGAAAAAACUCUAAACAAAACCUCAGGCACAAUUGGGGAAUAAAGAGCCUCGGUCCUGAGUGCUUUAUUUUUAGCUGAGGGAAGGGAAGGAAAGGUUUUAUUCUAUUUACUUCCAUGGCUAUUUGUUUGCUUGUUCCUUGUUGAGUGAGAGUAGAUGUCGCUACAAGUAAAAAAUAAACUGUGCCUGUACUUGUUCAGUG
This is a messenger RNA of Oncorhynchus masou masou (cherry salmon), 3931 nucleotides long. RefSeq names its product transforming growth factor, alpha (gene tgfa). Gene Ontology annotation, molecular function: epidermal growth factor receptor binding; growth factor activity. NCBI's taxonomy places the organism in Eukaryota, Metazoa, Chordata, Actinopteri, Salmoniformes, Salmonidae. Gene Ontology annotation, biological process: positive regulation of cell population proliferation; positive regulation of mitotic nuclear division; epidermal growth factor receptor signaling pathway. The record is from RefSeq and is a predicted model, not a curated record. Bases 388 to 978 code for a protein of 196 amino acids. The transcript is spliced from 6 exons.